GAGCUGCGGGGGCCGCGGAGCUGCGGAGCUGCGGGGGCCGCGGCCGCCGCCGGCCGGGGCUGAGGCGCCGCUGCCGCUCCGGCCCCGCUCCGCUGCGGCCCCAUGAGGCGCUGGAGCGGCCAUGGGCUCGCUGGGCAGCCGCGUGCUGCGGCGCAAGGCCGGGCUCCCGCGGGGCGAGGCGGCGGCCGCGGGCAGGGGCGGCAAGAGGAAGCGCGGCGGGGCCGAGGGAGCCGGGGACAGCGACAGCGACGGCGAGGCCGAGCGGGAGGAGCGGCUCCUGCACCUCCGCGGCCGCAGGAAAAAGUUGAAAAGCACGUCGAAGUAUAUUUAUCAGACGCUGUUUUUGAAUGGGGAGAACAGUGAUAUCAAAAUUUGCGCUCUGGGAGAGGAGUGGAACUUGCACAAGAUUUAUUUGUGUCAGUCAGGCUACUUUUCCAGUAUGUUCAGUGGCUCUUGGAAAGAAUCCAGCAUGAAUGUCAUAGAGCUGGAGAUUCCUGACCAAAAUAUUGAUGUAGAAGCCCUGCAGGUGGCUUUUGGCUCUCUCUACAGAGACGAUGUGCUGAUCAACCCCAGCCGCGUGGUGGCCCUGCUGGCAGCAGCCUGCAUGCUGCAGCUGGAUGGCUUAAUCCAGCAAUGUGGUGAAACGAUGAAGGAAACCAUCACUGCCCAAACUGUGUGUGGUUAUUAUAAUUCUGCAGGGACAUAUGGGCUGGACUCCGUGAAGAAAAAGUGCCUUGAGUGGCUCUUGAACAAUCUGAUGACUCACCAGAGUGUUGGACUCUUCAAGGAACUCAGCAUAAACCUCAUGAAGCAGCUGAUCAGCUCCUCCAACCUGUUUGUGCUGCAGGUGGAGAUGGAUGUGUACACUGCUCUCAAAAAGUGGAUGUUCCUUCAGCUCGUGCCUUCUUGGAAUGGGUCUUUCAAGCAGGUGUUGAGUGAAGCUGAUGCCUGGUUUGCUGAGCGCAGGAGAGAGUCUGGGGGCGACGCUGCCUUCCUGGAGUCGGCGCAGGGCAGCGCCUUCGUGCCCGUGUUUGCACACCUGAGGCUGCAGUACAUCAUCAGUGACCUGGCCUCGGCCAGGAUCGUGGAGAGGGAUGCCCUGCUGCCCUCAGAAUGGCUGUCCUCUGUUUACAAACAGCAGUGGUUUGCCAUGCUCAGAGCAGAACAAGACAAUGAUAUUGGCCCUCAAGAAAUCAAUAAGGAGGAACUGGAAGGAAACAGCAUGAGGUGUGGUCGCAAACUGGCCAAGGAUGGUGAUUACUGCUGGCGCUGGACUGGCUUCAACUUUGGUCUGGACCUGCUGGUGACCUACACCAACCGCUACAUCAUCUUCAAGCGCAACACGCUGAACCAGCCGAGCAGCGGCUCCGUCAGCCUGCAGCCGCGCCGCAGCAUCGCCUUCAGGUUGCGGCUGGCCUCGUUCGACUGCAGCGGGAAGGUGAUUUGCAGCAGGACAACGGGGUACCAGAUCCUCACCCUGGAGAAGGACCAGGAGCAGAUCGUGAUGAAUUUGGACAGCAGACUCCUGACCUUCCCCCUCUACAUCUGCUGCAACUUCCUCUACACAUCCCCAGAGAAGAGGGCAGACAGCGAGGCACAGCUGGAACAUCUGGAAGCCUGAGAGCUCCCUGGGGGCUGUGGCAGCAGCCCUGGCCUUAGUGCUCUCCUAUGCAGCUCAGACAUUAAGCAGGCCAAAACCAGUCGUCCUUUUUAAUUUUUUUAAAAUUUUAUUUCUGUUCUGCAUCGUCAGGCAGCAGCCAUUCCGUGUUUGAGAAGUGUUGUUACACUUGGGCUUUUCUGGGUGAAAACUGAGCCAAAUUGGAAAUAGAGAAUUUGUGUGGAUGACAGCUUAGGAAAUGACCUGAGCACACAUUGUAGGUUGUGUGGGUUUUGUUAGUGUGGGUUUUGGUUGUAUUAUUUGUUGGGUUUUUAAAUAACUGAUCUGUAAAUAACAGAUCCAUAUUUUGCUUUUUUUCUGGUCCUUUUGUCUUAGGGCCAAACAAUCUCUGUAAAUGUGGCAUCUCAGCUUUGGUUAUUUAACUGCACAGCCUUUCCCACCUGAUGGGUUUAAGCUUUUUUUGCAUCUCACACACACACAUUUCCUUCUUGGUCUUGUUCUAACGCUGCAGCCAAUAAUUCUCUGUCUUUUAGCAGGUUAAUUUACUAAUGAGGAUAUUCAUCAAUGAAUUAUUUUUCCAUGUACAGCAAGUACUCCAAUGUCCUCACCAGUACUUGCUGCUGUCAGCAGCAGCUCUCAGCUGGAGUUCUGCUGAGUGCUGACUCUACUCACACAAACCAAAUACCAGUUUUUAAACAUUUUCUGUGGCUUCUUUUAGCUGUUACCUUGGGAAUACAUCCCAUGUUAGCUCAGGAACUUGUGACUUUCCAGUGCCUUUUGAGUUGUAUGUGUAACACCAACUUCACAUCAGUUCAGCAAGGUCACAGGAUCCAAAGGCAGAGCUGGGAACAAGAGAUUCCUCUCCACUUGCUGUGAUGGAUGAGUCGUGUCAUGGUACACUCUCUUCAGUCUUUGUUGGGUUUUAUGUUUGUCUCUUACAAUUUUCAAUUCUUACAGCAGGAUUUUUUGAUUCAAACUGGGAAUUUUUCCCUCAUUAGCCUAUUUUUUUAAUGUCAGAAAAAUAUAAAACCAUUUGUACUUUAUAACAAGGGUAAAAAAUGUGUUGGGCGAGAUAGAAAAACGUGGCAACGUGUCAGUAAAUGAUUUCAAGUGGAA
Molecule: messenger RNA, 2734 nt
Organism: Passer domesticus (house sparrow)
Lineage: Eukaryota; Metazoa; Chordata; Aves; Passeriformes; Passeridae
Gene: GMCL1
Product: germ cell-less 1, spermatogenesis associated
Exons: 14
Coding region: 122-1621 (499 amino acids)
Biological process (GO): germ cell development
Molecular function (GO): protein binding
Source: RefSeq, a predicted model, not a curated record